Molecule: messenger RNA, 1970 nt
Organism: Harmonia axyridis
Lineage: Eukaryota; Metazoa; Arthropoda; Insecta; Coleoptera; Coccinellidae
Product: sodium-coupled monocarboxylate transporter 2-like
Exons: 8
Coding region: 104-1894 (596 amino acids)
Biological process (GO): sodium ion transport; transmembrane transport
Cellular component (GO): membrane
Molecular function (GO): symporter activity
Source: RefSeq, a predicted model, not a curated record
CCUUUCAGUAUGUCCACGGAAACGAAACAGUCAAUGCAUCGCAAUUUAAAGUUUUCGUGGCAUUGAGUAUUAUUCCAUAUAGAAUUUCCAAAAAUUGCAAAAAAUGUCGUUUCAAAAUUUAUCUUCCUUAGUUACCACCGUGAUACCGGAUCUGAUUGCUAACCGUAAAACGAUAUCAUUCUUUUGGUAUGACUACCUGCUCUUUUCUAUAGUCUUGGGUUUCAGCUCUCUAAUAGGAAUAUUUUUCGGUUGUUUUCAUAAUCAGGACACAAAGAAAGAAUAUCUGUUAGGUGGAAAGCGAAUGAAUGUGUGGCCAAUAGCAAUAUCUCUAGUUGCAAGCCAUACCUCAGCAAUCACAGUCCUUGCAAUACCUGCAGAUGUGUACAGAUAUGGACUCGGUUUCUGGCAAGGAUGCAUUUCCUUAUUUCUCUUGCAUUUCACCACUUCAUACGUUUUCCUGCCAGUAUUUUAUAGGCUAGAAUUGACAAGCAUUUACGAGUACCUAGCGAUGAGGUUCGAUGAGAAAACCAGAAUGAUGGCCUCAGCAAUGUAUGCCAUCUCAUUGUUGCUAUACUUGCCUAUCGUUAUUUACAUACCCUCUCUUGGAUUUGCUACAGCAACUGGAAUAGGUGUACACGUAGUGGCGCCAAUUGCUUGUGGAAUAUGUAUUUUUUACACAACUAUCGGUGGUCUGAAGGCUGUAGUUUGGACAGAUACUUUUCAAUUCACCCUCACAAUUGGAUGCCUAAUAGCUGUUUUGUGGUUAGGAUUGGGAAAAGUUGGUGGAUUCUUUUCCAUGUGGAACACUGCCGUUGAAGGUCACAGACUCGAUGUGAGUUUUGACCCAGAUCCCACUCAGAGAGAUGGAUUUUGGUCAGUUGUUAUUGGCUUGACUUUCAUGUGGACUGCUCAAAACAGUAUCAACCAAGGAUGCAUUCAAAAGUUCCUGGCCCUGCCAAGUAUGAGUGAUGCCAAAAAAUCUUGCUUCAUAUAUAGCCAAGGAUGUAUCAUAGCUAAAACUUUGAGCAUUCUUAUUGGAUUAACAAUGUACGCAAUCUAUGCUGGAUGUGACCCAUUCUCUACUAAAAAGGUGGAAAGGAAUGACCAACUAGUUCCAUACUUCAUUGUGGGUAUUGCAAGUAGUGCCCCAGGAUUAGCAGGACUUUUUUUCGCAGGCGUUUUCUGUGCAGCUCUGAGUACAUUAUCUGCAAAUCUGAACUGCGUGGCUGGAACUUUGUAUACUGACUUUAUCUCUAAAGUGUUGAAUCCCAACACUUCAGAAAAAGUGGCGAGUAAUAUUCUGAAAUUACUUGUUGUUAUAGUCGGUGUUUGUGGUUGCUUGAUGAUAUAUAUUAUUGAACAACUGGGAGGAGUGGUACAGCUAAGUAUUAGUUUGAAAGGUAUUGCUGAUGGACCACUUCUAGGAGUUUUUAUGAUGGGUGUGUUAAGCCGGAGAAUUAAUUCUAAGGGUGCUUUUUAUGGAGCACUCAUCAGUAUGCUGUUCAUGUCAUGGUUUUUCAUGAUGGUGAAAUAUUAUGAAAAAAUGGGACACCUGAAGCACCCACCCAAACCUCUUUCUGUAGCCAAUUGUACCUACGACUUCAAUUUCAACGAGACAUACACUGCAACACCCCCAAUAUCAGAUGACAAUAUAUUUUACUUAUUCAAAGUGAGCUUUUACUAUUACACUAUGAUCGGCGCAUUGAUGUGCUGUUUGAUUGGUUCAUGCAUCAGCUUUUUCACAAACAAAAAAGAUGAUCCCUUAGUACCUAAGAAAUUGUUAUGCCCCUUAGUUCAUUGGAUGUAUGAAGAUGAGGUAGAUGAGGAUGAACAAGAAAACACAAAGAAGGGAGAUUACUUCAAUGUACAACAAUUUGAUACCCACAAAGCAUAAGGAAAAAGGGUUUCGAUGAAAAAUGUAUAAUUCUUUAAGUUGAGUGCCUUCAGUUCAGAAUAAAAUAUUUUUUUUA